CCCGCACCGGGCGGCGGCGCGGCACGGCUCGGCGCGGCUCCGCUCCGGGAGGCUCACGGGGCCGGGACAGGAUGGCGGCCCCCGAGGCCGGCAGCACAGGUGGGGUGAUCAGCUACGUGGGCUCCAGCGGCGCCUCUCCCACCCGCACCAGCCCCGUGUCCCUCUGCAGCGACAGCUCCAACGGCAGCUCCCAGUCGGGCUCGCAGCCCUUCCCCACCUACUUCCCACCGUCACCCACCGGCUCCCUCCAGGAUUCCCGCGCCUAUGGUGGAGCCACGCUGGCCCCCCAUGAAGACGGUUCCCCUUCCUCCUCCUCCUCAUCCUCCUCCUCCACCUCCUCUUCCUCGUACGGCUCCUCGGUGAAUUUCCCCGGGGUUCAGCCGGUCCCCGCGGACGAGCGGCGCCGCAGCUCGCCAAGCAAAGCCGGCAGCACCGUCACGAAGCUCAACGGCAUGGUGCUGCUCUGCAAGGUCUGCGGGGACGUCGCCUCCGGCUUCCACUACGGCGUCCACGCCUGCGAGGGCUGCAAGGGCUUUUUCCGCCGCAGCAUCCAGCAGAACAUCCAGUACAAGAAGUGCCUCAAGAACGAGAACUGCUCUAUCGUCCGCAUCAACCGCAACCGCUGCCAGCAGUGCCGCUUCAAGAAGUGCCUGCUGGUCGGCAUGUCCCGUGAUGCCGUGCGCUUCGGGCGCAUCCCCAAGCGGGAGAAGCAGCGGAUGCUGGCGGAGAUGCAGAGCGCCAUGGGCGGCAUGGCCAGUGCCCCACCGCCGAUGCCGGGGCCCGGCGAGGGUCCCGCCGCGGCCCCCGUUGUCGGUGCCCCCCCCCUUCUGUGGCAGCAAGAGCCCCGCAGAGCCCGGGGGAGUCCCCGGUGCCCGCUGACCCCUGGUCACCCGCAGGCGUGCCCCAUGAACAGCCACGUGCCCGGCCGCAGCGGGCGCUCCGUGCAGGAAAUCUGGGAGGAUUUCUCCCUCAGCUUCACCCCCGCCGUCCGCGAGGUCGUGGAGUUCGCCAAGCACAUUCCCGGCUUCCAGGCGCUCUCCCAGCACGACCAGGUCACCCUGCUCAAGGCUGGCACCUUUGAGGUGCUGAUGGUUCGCUUCGCGUCGCUGUUCGAUGUGAAGGAGCAGACGGUGACGUUCAUGAGCCGCACGCGGUACGGGCUGGAGGAGCUGUGGGCCAUGGGCAUGGGCGACCUCCUCGGGGCCAUGUUCGACUUCAGCGAGAAGCUCAGCGCCCUUGAGCUCAGUGAUGAGGAGCUGGGGCUCUUCACUGCCGUCGUCCUUGUCUCGGCAGACCGCUCGGGCAUGGAGGACACGGCAUCAGUGGAGCAGCUGCAGGAGACGCUGCUGCGGGCCCUGCGCGCCCUCGUGCUGAAGACGCGCCCGGCCGAGACCUCGCGCUUCACCAAACUGCUGCUGAAGCUGCCGGACCUGCGGGGAUGA
Molecule: messenger RNA, 1442 nt
Organism: Parus major (Great Tit)
Lineage: Eukaryota; Metazoa; Chordata; Aves; Passeriformes; Paridae
Gene: NR1D1
Product: nuclear receptor subfamily 1 group D member 1
Exons: 9
Coding region: 72-1442 (456 amino acids)
Biological process (GO): hormone-mediated signaling pathway; negative regulation of transcription by RNA polymerase II; cell differentiation
Molecular function (GO): zinc ion binding; nuclear receptor activity; RNA polymerase II cis-regulatory region sequence-specific DNA binding
Source: RefSeq, a predicted model, not a curated record